Messenger RNA from Onychomys torridus (southern grasshopper mouse), 2731 nucleotides. RefSeq names its product CCAAT enhancer binding protein alpha (gene Cebpa). Gene Ontology annotation, molecular function: RNA polymerase II cis-regulatory region sequence-specific DNA binding; DNA-binding transcription factor activity, RNA polymerase II-specific. Gene Ontology annotation, biological process: myeloid cell differentiation; regulation of transcription by RNA polymerase II; DNA-templated transcription. The record is from RefSeq and is a predicted model, not a curated record. The transcript has a single exon. The coding region runs from base 155 to 1225 and encodes 356 amino acids. Lineage: Eukaryota; Metazoa; Chordata; Mammalia; Rodentia; Cricetidae.
UAAAAGCGGGUCCGGCGCGGGCCUGACCAUUCGCGACCCGGAGCUAAGCGGGCGCGAGCGAGUUGGGGCUCUGGGUGGGCGGCGGCAGCAGCGGCGCCACGCGCAGGCUGGAGGCCGCCGAGGCUCGCCAUGCCGGGAGAACUCUAACUCCUCCAUGGAGUCGGCCGACUUCUACGAGGUGGAGCCGCGGCCCCCGAUGAGCAGCCACCUCCAGAGCCCCCCGCACGCGCCCAGCAGCGCCGCCUUCGGCUUUCCCCGGGGCGCGGGCCCCGCGCCGCCCCCAGCCCCACCUGCUGCCCCGGAGCCGCUGGGCGGCAUCUGCGAGCACGAGACGUCUAUAGACAUCAGCGCCUACAUCGACCCGGCCGCCUUCAACGACGAGUUCCUGGCCGACCUCUUCCAGCACAGCCGGCAACAGGAGAAGGCCAAGGCGGCCGCGGGCCCCGCGGGUGGCGCCGGCGACUUUGACUACUCGGGGGCCCCAGCGGGCCCCGGCGGCGCGGUCAUGUCCGCGGGGGCGCACGGGCCGCCUCCAGGUUACGGCUGUGCGGCGGCCGGCUACCUGGACAACAGGCUGGAGCCCCUGUACGAGCGCGUCGGGGCGCCCGCGCUGCGGCCGCUGGUGAUCAAGCAGGAGCCCCGCGAGGAGGACGAGGCGAAGCAGCUGGCGCUGGCCGGCCUCUUCCCCUACCAGCCUCCGCCGCCGCCGCCGCCGCCGCACCCGCACGCGUCUCCCGCGCACUUGGCGGCCCCACACCUGCAGUUCCAGAUCGCGCACUGCGGCCAGACCACCAUGCACCUGCAGCCCGGCCACCCCACACCGCCGCCCACGCCUGUGCCCAGCCCGCACCCCGCGCCCGCGUUGGGUGCUGCGGGUCUGCCGGGUCCGGGGAGCGCGCUCAAGGGAUUGGCUGGCACGCACCCCGACCUCCGCACGGGCGGCGGCGGCGGUGCCGGAGCCGGCAAGGCCAAGAAGUCGGUGGACAAGAACAGCAACGAGUACCGGGUGCGGCGGGAACGCAACAACAUCGCGGUGCGCAAGAGUCGAGAUAAAGCCAAGCAGCGCAACGUGGAGACGCAGCAGAAGGUGCUGGAGCUGACCAGUGACAAUGACCGCCUGCGCAAGCGGGUGGAACAGCUGAGCCGUGAACUGGACACGCUGCGGGGCAUCUUCCGCCAGCUGCCGGAGAGCUCCUUGGUCAAGGCCAUGGGCAACUGCGCGUGAGGCGCGCGGCUGCGGGACCGCCUUGGGCCGGCCCCCUGGCCGGGGACCUGGAGAAUGAUUUCGGGUCCCUGGAUCUCUAGGCUGCCCCGGCCGUGAAAGCCAGGACUAGGAGAUUCCUGAAAGCUUGGCCUACUCCGCGUGUCCCCUCCCUUCCUCUGAGCCGGACUCGGUGCGUCUAAGAUGAGGGAGUCAGGCCGCGAUUUCUCCUUGAAACCGGGAGACUUUUCCAUGCAGCUGAGCUGGGAGCCCGGCCAUUCUAGUAUUAAGGAAGUAACCCUGUGCCUUGGAUACUCAAAACUCGCUCCUUUUCCUACCGAGUAGGGGGAGCAAACAUGUGCCUUGAUAUUUUAUUUGGAGGAUUCCUGCCUCCUCCGAGGCUGCAGCAGGCCCCCAUGAGAGAAUGAAGGGUGCAGGCCCAGGGCAGGAGGAAGAUUCAGGAAGCUGAGAUCCCGGCAGUGCUCCGCAGCUGCCCCUCAGUCGCUGACCUUAGAGGGGAGGGACUUAGGGAGUUGGAGAUCUGAUUCUAAGAGUGCCCCCCACACACCUCAGUUACGUGGAGGUGGAGGGUUCCUAGUUCCUUGCUUCUUCCACCUCCACGUCCACUCCCCACCUCAGCUUGCAACAGGCUAAGUUUCCUGGGUGAGUUCAUGGAGAAUGGGGGGGCGGGUGUGUGUGUGUGUGUGUGUGUGUGUGUGUGUGUGUGUGUGAGCACCACCCCCAGUCAGACCAGAAAGCUAGGUUGUAAGUUAGCCAUGUGGUUAAGGGAGUGGUGGGGGACGACGGAAACCUAGGUUUCUGGUCUUGGGAGCGGGGGAGGAAAGGACACCGGGACCAUCAGCCUUGUGUGUACUGUAUGUCGCCAGCCGCUGUUGCUGAAGGAACUUGAAUCGAUCCAUCCCAGAGGGACUGGAGUUAUGACAAGCUUCCCAAAUAUUUUGCUUUAUCAUCCGAUAUCAACACUCUGUAUCUGGUCUCUGUGUCCCAGCGGUGCCUUGUGCAAUGUCAAUGUGCACGUCUAUGCUAAACCACCAUUUUAUUUGGUCCUUUGUUUUGUUUUGGUUUUGCUCAGAUUCUUGCCAAAAUGAGACUCUUCGCUGGCGGCUGGGGGAAGAAGCUGAGGAGGCUCCCUUUCCUUUUGGUUUGGGGAUUUUGGUUGUUUCCUUUUGUUUUUUGUUUUUUUGUUUUUUGUUUUUUUUCUUUUGCUCCCGGAGGACCGAUGAAAUGAAGUAGGUUUUCCCCUCCCCCCAGUUUUCCAAGGGUGUCGUGGGUCUUAGCUUCCUCCAGCUGAGACGGCCUACAGGCCUCCUCACCUCCACCCCCCCCCCCCCCCCCCCCCAAAGGCCCUGGCUCUGGGUCUGGAAAGAAGGCCACCUCCAGCCAAUUCCUGCACACCCCUGUGGCUGGGAGCAGGGUGGACUGCUACCUUCUCUUCUUUGGGGGGGGACACAAAGAUUCAUGCUAGAUGUCGUAUGUAUUAUAUCUAUAAUAUAAACAUAUCAAACUCAA